AUGGGAUUCCCAAUGGGAUAUACUGACUUAUUUCUUCCAAAGCUGUUAGUUUAUCUCCUUACAGUUCUGGGUUUCAUCAGAAAAUCAAUUACUACAGUUUUGUCUCAACUGGGCUUUGGGGAUUUUUUGGAAUCAGAAAUGGCGUAUCCGGAUUCCGGAUCGUCGGAGCAACCCAGGUCAGUAUCCGCGGUGCUGAUCCGGGAGCUUCUGCCUGUGGUGAAGUUUUCAGAUUUGAAUGAAUUUGAGCCGCCGGAAAACUGUGCUGUUUGCUUGUACGAGUUUAACGGUGACGAUGAGAUCCGACGGCUGACAAAUUGUCGACACAUAUUUCACAGGAAUUGUCUGGACCGGUGGAUGGACCACGAUCAUAAAACGUGCCCGCUUUGUAGAUCGCCCAAAUAA
Molecule: messenger RNA, 402 nt
Organism: Fraxinus pennsylvanica
Lineage: Eukaryota; Viridiplantae; Streptophyta; Magnoliopsida; Lamiales; Oleaceae
Source: the annotation of a GenBank genome assembly